Molecule: messenger RNA, 3219 nt
Organism: Musa acuminata AAA Group (dessert banana)
Lineage: Eukaryota; Viridiplantae; Streptophyta; Magnoliopsida; Zingiberales; Musaceae
Product: disease resistance protein RGA2-like
Exons: 1
Coding region: 1-3219 (1072 amino acids)
Biological process (GO): defense response to other organism
Molecular function (GO): ADP binding; protein binding
Source: RefSeq, a predicted model, not a curated record
AUGGCCGUGAUGCCGAAUCCCUUCAUCUCCAAGCUCCUCGUAACAUUGUUCAACAUGGCCAAGGAGAAGGUGGACUUGUGGUUGGGCGUCCCCGGGAAGAUCCAAAACCUCCAAAGCACACUCCGCAACAUCCAGUCUGUCCUUCGUGACGCCGAGAAGCGGCGGAUCGAGGACAAGGCCGUCAACGACUGGCUGAUGGAGCUGAAGGAUGUCAUGUACGACGCCGACGACGUCCUCGACGAGUGGCGGACCGCGGCCGAGAAGUGCACCCCGGGAGAGUCCCCUCCGAAGCGGUUCAAAGGCAACAUAUUUUCCAUCUUUGCUGGCUUAAGCGACGAGGUCAAGUUCAGAAAUGAGGUGGUCAUCAAAAUCAAGGAUCUCAACGAUCGGCUGAAAGAGAUCUCGGACCGAGGGUCCAAGUUGCAACUCCAUGUGUCUGCGGCGGAACCAAGGGUGGUUCCUCGAGUUAGUCGCAUAACUUCCCCGGUGAUGGAGUCUGACAUGGUUGGCGAGCGACUGGAGGAGGACGCCAAGGCACUGGUGGAGCAGCUGACAAAGCAAGAUCCGAGUAAGAACGUGGUGGUGCUGGCAAUUGUGGGGAUCGGCGGCAUUGGAAAGACCACCCUCGCUCAGAAGGUGUUCAAUGAUGGUAAAAUCAAAGCCAACUUCCGCACCACCAUCUGGGUGUGCGUGUCCCAAGAGUUCAGCGAGACGGAUAUUCUCAGAAAUAUCGUUAAAGGUGCUGGUGGAAGCCAUGGUGGGGAACAGAGCAGGAGUCUGCUGGAGCCCAUGGUGGCGGGUCUCCUUAGAGGGAACAAGUUCUUGCUGGUGUUGGAUGAUGUUUGGGAUGCUCAGAUCUGGGACGACUUGCUCCGCAAUCCUUUGCAGGGAGGAGCAACAGGCAGCAGGGUGCUGGUGACCACCAGAAACACAGGGAUCGCGAGGCAAAUGAAGGCGGGCCUCGUCCACGAGAUGAAGCUGCUGCCUCCAGAGGAUGGCUGGUCGCUCCUGUGCAAGAAGGCGACGAUGAAUGCAGAGGAGGAAAUUGAUGCCCAAGAUCUCAAGGACACAGGCAUGAAGAUUGUUGGGAAAUGCGGAGGGCUUCCCCUGGCCAUCAGGACCAUCGGAGGGGUCCUCCUCGAUAGAGGACUCAACAGAAGUGCGUGGGAGGAAGUUCUCCGCAGCGCCGCAUGGUCACGGACCGGGCUUCCCGAAGGUGUGCAUGGAGCACUGUAUCUGAGCUACCAAGACUUGCCGUCGCAUCUCAAGCAAUGCUUUCUCAACUGUGUCUUGUUCCCCGAAGACUAUAAGUUUCACGAGCCUGAAAUUGUCAGAUUAUGGAUAGCCGAGGGGUUUGUCGAAGCCCGAGGAGAUGUCAGCUUGGAGGAAACAGGGGAGCAAUAUUACAGAGAGCUGCUUCAUAGGAGCCUUCUACAAUCGCAACCUUACGGUCAGGACUACGAUGAGUCUUACAUGAUGCAUGACCUGCUCCGAUCGCUCGGCCAUUUCCUAUCGAGAGAUGAGAGCUUGUUCAUUAGUGACGUGCAAAACGAGUGGAGAAGUGGUGCCGCCCUGAUGAAGCUACGUCGGUUGUCGAUUGGGGCCACUGUAACCACGGACAUCCAGCAUAUCGUCAAUUUGACCAAGAGACAUGAGUCAGUGAGGACACUGUUAGUAGAUGGAACACACGGCAUUGUGGGGGAUAUAGAUGAUUCCUUGAAGAAUCUCGUGCGACUUCGAGUCCUGCACCUUAUGCAAACAAAUAUCGAGAGCAUAUCGCACUACAUCGGAAAUUUGAUACACUUGAGAUACUUGAAUGUGUCUCAUAGCCAUAUAACGGAGCUUCCAGAAAGCAUAUACAAUCUGACGAAUUUACAGUUUUUGAUCCUCAAAGGAUGUUUCAAGUUGAGACAGAUCCCCCAGGGUAUAGAUAGGCUAGUCAAUCUAAGGACACUCGACUGUAAAGGUACACACUUGGAGAGCUUACCAUGUGGAAUAGGAAGGUUGAAGCUCCUCAAUGAACUCGUAGGAUUCGUGAUGAACACGGCUACUGGUUCGUGCCCAUUGGAAGAAUUGGGCAGCCUCCAGGAGCUCAGAUACCUCUCCGUUGAUAGGUUGGAGAUCACGUACAUGGAAGCUGAACCGAGAAGGGAUACAAGCGGAUUAAAGGGUAACCAUAAACUGAAGAAUCUACAUUUAUAUUGCUUAUCUACACUGACAUCCGAUGGUCACACGGAGGAAGAGAUUGAAAGAAUGGAGCAGGUGUUGGAUGUGGCACUUCAUCCACCAUCAUCUGUUGUUUCGCUCAGUUUACAGAAUUCCUUCGGCCUCCGGUACCCAAGCUGGAUGGCGUCUGCAAGCAUCAGUUCGCUUCUUCCAAACAUAAGCCGCUUGGAACUAAUUAACUGCGAUCAUUGGCCACUGCUUCCACCGCUAGGAAAGCUCCCCAGUUUGGAGUUUCUUGAAAUAGGAGGUGCACGUGCAGUGACCACCAUCGGACCGGAAUUUUUUGGGUGUGAAGCUGCUGCUGCUGCUUCUGGUCAUGAACGGGAACGGAAUUCAAAGCGCCCUUCUUCUUCUUCUUCUUCUUCUUCUUCUUCUUCUUCUUCUUCUUCUCCUCCUCCUUUGUUGUUUCCGAAACUAAGGCAGCUGCAACUCUGGGAUAUGACUAACAUGGAAGUGUGGGAUUGGGUAGCGGAGGGUUUUGCUAUGCGUCGCCUCGACGAAUUGGUCCUCCAUAAUUGUCCCAAGUUGAAGUCUCUACCGGAAGGCCUGAUCCGACAGGCAACCUGCUUAACCACAUUGGAUCUGAGGAAUGUGUGUGCGCUCAAGUCCAUCAGAGGUUUCCCUUCUGUGAAACAACUGAGAAUAAGUGGUAAAUCAGAUCUGGAGAUUGUUACUGAUCUCCCUGCACUGGAGCUCUUGAGGUUGGGCACUUUUGGAUCUCGCAUCAAUCAUUUACCAGAGUGGUUGGCGGCUUGCCCUGCAUGCUUCACCACGCUCCAGAGACUGGACGUACGGGGAGCCACCAAACUCCUCCGCAGAUGCCUCCAAAAUGGCGCAGACUGGCCCAUGAUCGAACGCUUUCCAAUUUUUUCCAUCAGAGAUUUCCGAGGCAAUUAUAUAAACUACAUCAAGCAUUCCUGCACCUUCGACACAAACCUAGUCGAUGAUGAUGCUGCUUUUGCUGCUGUUGCUGCUGAAGAAGAAGAAGAAUAA